Leptopilina boulardi is the source of this 2064-nucleotide messenger RNA. It is a transcript of the gene cin, whose product is annotated as molybdenum cofactor synthesis protein cinnamon. Gene Ontology annotation, molecular function: molybdopterin molybdotransferase activity. The record is from RefSeq and is a predicted model, not a curated record. Gene Ontology annotation, biological process: establishment of synaptic specificity at neuromuscular junction; molybdenum incorporation into molybdenum-molybdopterin complex; postsynaptic neurotransmitter receptor diffusion trapping. Bases 166 to 2043 code for a protein of 625 amino acids. Gene Ontology annotation, cellular component: cytoplasm; dendrite; cytosol. The transcript is spliced from 11 exons. Lineage: Eukaryota; Metazoa; Arthropoda; Insecta; Hymenoptera; Figitidae.
GUCACAACAAUUUCCAUUGUCGCCACUCGCCAUUUAUGCUGUGACUGUACCCUCAUAAUUUAUAUUUGAAAAAAAUUCAUUGAUAAUGAAAAUUUAUACAUAAAUAAAUAAAAUAAAAUUACUUAUUUAUGCCGUUUAAUGAGUCAAUAAAUUCAUAAAGAAGAAAUGACGUUAAUUCAAUUUGCAAUUUUAACUGUCAGUGAUAGUUGUAGUGUAGACCAAUCUAAAGAUAUAAGCGGACCAACUUUAGUUCGACUAGUAACUAAUGCAGAAUCGAAAACUGGGCAAAUAUUGAAAGGUCAUGUUUCCUAUAAAGCAAUUGUUCCUGAUGAUAAGCAGAAGAUAGAAAAUAUAUUAAAAACAUGGACCUCAUUACCGAACGUAAAUGUAAUUUUAACGAGUGGUGGUACAGGGUUCUCUGAUCGCGAUGUAACCCCAGAAGCAACAAAAAAUGUAAUAGAAAAGGAAACUCCAGGAAUUUCAUUCGCAAUGUUAAAUGCUAGUUUAAAAGUUACACAGAUGGCUAUGCUUACAAGGCUUACUAGCGGAAUUCGGAACAAAACACUUAUUAUUAAUCUACCAGGAUCACCGAAAGCUGUCACAGAAUGUUUGGAAGCAAUUGCGAUUGCAAUACCUCAUGCAGUGGAUUUAAUUUUAAAUAAUAAUUCAGAAAUCACUCAUGUGCAUAAAAUGAUUCAAACUACACAGCAACAUACUUGUGUUCAUAAGACGGAAAUUCUUUAUUCACAAAUAGAAGAAAGAAGGAUAAGACAAUCUCCGUAUCCGAUGAUAUCUGUUGAAUCUGCAUUUAAAUUAAUUGAAGAAAACGUAACCAUGGGUGAAAUUGAAAUUAUCAGUGCAUGGAAUGCAUUUGGUAGAAUAUUACGCGAAAAUGUAUUUUCAGUCGUCAACUUACCACCUUUCAGAGCUUCAGUCAAAGACGGUUAUGCAGUUUUAGAUACUGAUGGCAAAGGACUUCGUAAAGUUAUAGGAAGUUCAGACGCUGGUGACGCUCCAAACCUUUUACAUUUGAAUUCUGGAACUUGUGUAUGGGUAAAUACUGGAGCACCUGUACCAAAUAAUGCGACAGCUGUAGUACAAGUAGAGGAUACGAUAGUAAAAGAAUAUAAUUCUAAUGGAAAAGAAAUUGAAAUUGAAAUUCUUAUUCAGCCUACAGCAGGACAAGAUAUUAGAUCUGUCGGUAGUGAUUUACAAGAAGGAGCAUUAGUUUUAAAUGCAAACACAAAAAUUUGUGAAGUUGAAAUUGGACUUUUAAUUUCUUGUGGCUGCUUGCAUGUAAAGGUGUCAAAACUUCCAAUGAUAGGUGUAUUAUCCACUGGAAAUGAAUUGCAAUCUAUGGGAGAAUCGUUAAAAUCAGGUCAUAUAUAUGACAGUAACAAAAUUACUUUGAUGUCUAUGUUAAAGAACUUUACUUGUGUUCCAAUUGAUUUCGGGAUUGUUGUGGAUAAUAAAACAGAAAUAAUACAUGCUCUUCAAAGAGCAUUAAAUGAAGUUGAUAUUUUGGUGACUAGUGGCUCCGUGUCAAUGGGCGAUAAAGACUUUUUAAAACCAGUUCUUGAACAAAAUUUUCACGCAGUUGUGCAUUUUGGACGUCUCAAUAUGAAACCUGGGAAGCCGAUGACUUUUGCAACUUGUAAUUUUCAUAACAAGAAAAAAUUUAUUGUAUGUUUACCUGGAAAUCCUGUCUCAGCAGUGGUUACUGCUUAUCUAUUUUUACAACCGAUAAUUAAUCGAUUAAAUGGAAAUAAUUCUAAGCCUAUAAUCAUUUCGUCAAAAAUAACUUUCUCACAUCAGUUAGAUGUUAGGCCAGAAUAUUUGAGAGUUAUUUUACAGUGGAAUGAUUCUGAUCCUUAUCCUCAAGCUUACAAUACUGGAAAUCAAACUAGUAGUAGGUUGUUGAAUUGCAAAAGUGCAAAUGCAUUGUUAUUGCUUCCCGGCAAAACUGAAGAAAUAAUGCUGAUUAAAAAAGGAGAUUUAGUAAAAGCCAUGUUAUUAAACAUCAAUCAAUGUAUUCUUGAAUAAUAAAUAUGCUAUUACAUUGUA